Momordica charantia (bitter melon) is the source of this 1469-nucleotide messenger RNA. RefSeq names its product Aldolase-type TIM barrel family protein. Gene Ontology annotation, molecular function: flavin adenine dinucleotide binding; tRNA dihydrouridine synthase activity. Gene Ontology annotation, biological process: tRNA dihydrouridine synthesis. Lineage: Eukaryota; Viridiplantae; Streptophyta; Magnoliopsida; Cucurbitales; Cucurbitaceae. Gene Ontology annotation, cellular component: cytoplasm. The record is from RefSeq and is a predicted model, not a curated record.
CCUAAGCAGAGUCCAGCCCAUUGUGAAUUAUGGUCCAAAAUCCGUCCUUAGUUUUCCGGCCUACAGUUCGCCGGGAGAGAAGACGAUGAAACUGAAAUAGUCACUCUGUUUUCUGGUCAGACCGCUUCCGAUUAAGAUGGAGUACGAGAACAAACUCAUCCUUGCUCCUAUGGUUCGCGUUGGAACGUUACCAUUUAGACUAUUGGCCGCACAAUACGGUGCAGACAUUACCUAUGGAGAGGAAAUUAUUGACCAUAAGAUGGUCAAAUGCGAGCGUAGAUUAAAUGAGCGUGUUGGUUCAACUGAUUUUGUGGAGAAAGGGACGGACAAUGUUGUUUUCAGGACCUGCAGCCUAGAAAGAAGUCAAGUUGUUUUUCAAAUGGGUACUUCUAAUGCUGUGAGGGCUCUAACUGCUGCUCAAAUAGUAUGUCAAGAUGUUGCUGCAGUAGAUAUCAAUAUGGGUUGCCCCAAGUCAUUUUCCAUCAGUGGGGGCAUGGGUGCUGCACUAUUGAAUAAACCUGACCUCAUUCACGAUAUUUUGACAACAUUGAGGAGGAACUUGAACAUUCCAAUUACAUGCAAGAUUCGACUUUUAAGUUCGUCUCAGGAUACAGUGGAGUUAGCUAGGCGAAUAGAGACCAUUGGUGUUUCAGCUCUUGUUGUUCAUGGAAGAAGAGUUGCAGAUCGGCCGAGAGAUCCAGCGAAGUGGAGUGAGAUUGCAGAUGUUGUGGCAGCGUUAUCUAUCCCAGUCAUUGCGAAUGGUGAUAUAUUUGAGUACGCAGAUUUUCAACGUGUCAAAGUUGAUACAGGUGCUUCCUCAGUGAUGGUUGCCCGAGGAGCUCUUUGGAAUGCUUCAAUCUUCUCCCCUGAAGGCAAAUUGCCAUGGGAAGAUGUGAAAAGAGAAUACGUUAGGAAGAGCAUCUUGUGGGACAAUGAUAUCAAAAGUACGAAGCACACGCUAAAAGAAAUGAUAAUGCAUUAUUCUUGCCUCGAACUGCCAGAAGGAAAGGCCGUGAUAAAAUCUGAAUCGUUGGCAGAUCUAGCGAAGCUUUAUGGUGAGGAAAAGUACAAUCUAUUUGUUCAAGAGAAGCGGUUGUUCGAUGGAAGUAGAUGACAACCUUUCCUAGUUCAGAUCAAAGAUGCUUGCUGCUACCCAUUACUCAACGUGGAAACAGACAAGUGAAUAUUGCAGCUUUGAAGCCGCCGUACUGUCUCUUGUAAAACCCAUUUGAUUGAUUAUACACGUGCAUCAGAUACUGUAUCAUUCUUUAGAGUAGUAUAUAGAAGUUGGAUGCACUGCGGCAGCAUAAUAUAUAUAUAUAUUAUAUAUAUAUAUAUAUAUAUAUUCCCGUUUUAUUCUUAUCAUGUUGAAAACUUAUUUACGGGCCACAGUUAAGGACCCAAAAAUCAACGACCUGUUUCACUUUACAGAAUAUUUAUGAGCAUUGAACGUGGAGGAAGUAAAGUAA